AUGCCAGAUCCAGCCCCUUCAAGCGCAACCUCGGGCUUUUUCCAGCCCAAACCCCAAGUCAUAUCCCAGGCCGAAGAGGACGAGAUCUUCCAACGUGCCAUAUCCUUCUUCCUGCCUCUAGAUAUCCAACAACAAACUCGCUCUGAAUUCUCGGACUGGAGCCAGCGCGUGAUAUCGCCAGAAGUCCUCAAUUGGAUCGUAAACGCCGAGGAGAAUCCCCCGUCUCUACGCCACCAGGAUACCUUUGGCCGAUCUCAGGCAAAAUUGAUCACGAGCGAAGGAUGGCGCAAUCUUCAAGCCUUGGGGUUAAAGCAAGGGACCGUUGCAACGGGAUAUGAAGGUAGAUUUGGGAUUUACGAUAGGGUGUUGCAAUUUUUGAGGAUCAUUCUGUGGAGUCCCAGUUCGGGGCUGGUUACCUGUCCGAGUGCUAUGCAAGAUGGUGCUGCAGCACUACUGAAAAAGCAUAUACAGGAGGGAAAAGAUCUGGAUACAGAGGAACAGGCGCUGUAUCAAGGCGUUCUUCAUAAGCUGACAAGUCGAGAUCCGGCCGUUGCGUGGACAAGUGGUCAGUGGAUGACUGAGCGAGCGGGUGGUUCUGAUGUGCGCGGCACGGAGACAAGAGCAAGACCUUUGACGGAAACCGAGUCAUCAGAGCAACAAAAUCUCAAGUCGGUGGAUGGAGGUAGUUUAGGUAAUUGGUGGGUCGACGGGUACAAGUGGUUCUCCUCAGCUACAGAUGCGGACAUGACGAUUUUGCUGGCAAAAACACCUAAUUCUGAUAACCUCAGCGUCUUUUAUGCUCCGAUCAAGAGGCAGAGACUCAUCAAUGGGCAUCUAGUCGCUGAGUUCAACGGCAUCAAUCCUCAACGACUCAAAAACAAACUUGGAACGAAAGCUCUGCCGACGGCGGAAUUAGAGCUCAAAGGCAUGCGAGCUCACCAGCUUGGGAAGAAAGACGUUGGAGUGAAACAGAUUAGCACGGUCUUGACGCUGACAAGAUUACACACUGCCAUUGGAUCAAUCGGAUAUCUAGGUCGUGGAUUGGCUAUCUCUCGAGCUUUCGCUCGCGUCCGAAGAGUCGGGGGCGGGAGAUUGCUUCUGGAUGUCCCCGUACACGUCAAAAGUAUGGCAAAGGAGCAUGUUGAGUAUAAAGCCCAUACCAUGCUAGCACUCUUCGCCGUCUCCAUGCUUGGCAUCAGCGAACAUGCUGCGUCAGUCCAACAGUCCUCCCUCGUAUCAUCCGUGGAACAAGCCAGACUUUUUCUACGACUAUUGACGCCGAUAGCCAAGGCACUUGUAUCAUUAGCCGCGGUAAAUGGCUUGAGGGCAUCCAUGGAGAGCUUAGGAGGAGUCGGAUAUCUCGAAAACAACGACGAUCCGGAACUAAAUAUCGCCAGGAUAUUUCGAGAUGCGAACGUGAUGACUAUUUGGGAAGGCACAUCAAACAUCAUGGCCGACGACACUAUCCGCGUCCUCACCGGUCGCGAGGGGCAGAAAGUAUUAGAUACACUCGAAAACUGGUGCAGGGACUUUGCAGCCAAGGCUGGAUCCUUCGACUACCAGUACCGAAUACUGCUGACCGAGCUGCGGCGAAUCAAAGAGCAAGUCGCGACAAUGGACCGGUCUGAGCUACAAUUUCACAGUCCAGAGAUUAUGGAAAGUCUGGGAUGGUUCGUUGCUGGGACAUUGCUUGUUCAAGAUGCGCUGAGAGACGGGAAUCCGAUCGCCAACGAAAUCGCUCUAAGAUGGUUGGCUAAAAAGGAUGCUCGACAGCAGCAAAAGCUUUCUGAUAGGCCGUGGCAAGAGACUGCUAUGCUUGAUAAAAGCAUUGUAUUUGGGAAUGACACUCCAAGCGUAUCUAAAUUGUAG
Lachnellula hyalina is the source of this 1869-nucleotide messenger RNA. It is a transcript of the gene acdh-11, whose product is annotated as Acyl-CoA dehydrogenase family member 11. Gene Ontology annotation, molecular function: oxidoreductase activity, acting on the CH-CH group of donors. NCBI's taxonomy places the organism in Eukaryota, Fungi, Ascomycota, Leotiomycetes, Helotiales, Lachnaceae. The transcript has a single exon. The coding region runs from base 1 to 1869 and encodes 622 amino acids. The record is from RefSeq and is a predicted model, not a curated record.